This is a messenger RNA of Parnassius apollo (apollo), 594 nucleotides long. The record is from the annotation of a GenBank genome assembly. NCBI's taxonomy places the organism in Eukaryota, Metazoa, Arthropoda, Insecta, Lepidoptera, Papilionidae.
AUGUGUAAAAAAUUACAAGAUAAUGACUGCGUGCUAAAUCAGUCCUCACCUCUAACUGAGAGCUUAGAAACGGCUACCAGAAAUGUUACUACACGUAAGAAAAUAAUUACAAAUAAAGUAGCCUCUAAUUCAUUUGGCUCCUUAUCUGUUGAUGAGAACUUUGAAUACUCUUCCUUAACAUCAACUCCAACACACGUGGACAUAGGUGGAAGUAAUCUGACUGAUAAAAAUACCAAGGAUUGUAUAAGCAAAUUAAAUGAAAAAUUAUGUGAACUACAAAGAAAACUUGAUAAUGCAGACAAGGAGAUUGAAGACCUGAUAUCAGAAAACUAUAUAUUAAAAAAAGAAAUAGCCGAAUUUAAGUCGAAACCUGAGAGAUGUGUGUGUAUAUUAUCAUCUAAGAUCAAGAACGUAUCAAAUACAAAUAGAUCACAAAGCAUUAACGAAGUAGAAUCAAACCUAUUUAACAGUGCUGAAAAUAAGGAAACCCCUAAUAAUAUUGAAAGUAAAAACCAUAAUUCAACAAUAAAUCAAAAAGAACAACACAAGGUAUGCGUAAAUGAAUAUAAAAAAAUUAAUGGGGAAAAAAAGUAA